UAGCGCCACUUACGACGAACUUCCAGAAGUGGUGAUUACGAAAAUGGAAAGUGUCCUGAGAAUCUGCUCAAAUUCAUUGCGGGGUACACUAUGUAGAUUUCAUAUUUUAUCUAAUUCACACUCGUGCAGUAACCCUUUGAAUGCUGUGGGUGCCAUGUUGACCAGGUCAUACUAUGCUGAUUGGAAGAUGAUUAGAGAUGUGAAAAGAAGACGACUUGUUAAAGAACAUCAUAGGGACAGACUACGGAUCAACUGUAUUCGCAAGAACACCAUUCUUCCUGAUGAGAUACGGGAAGUUGCAGAUCAAGAGAUAGCUAGUUUCCCUCGAGACAGUUGUCACGUUAGGAUACGUGACCGAUGUGCCAUCACUUCAAGACCAAGAUCUGUCCUCAAGAAAUGGAGACUCAGUCGUAUUGUGUGGAGAUCCAUUGCUGAUAUAGGGAACAUGUCAGGCGCUCAGAGAUCUACUUGGUAGACAGAUUACUAGAUGAUGGACUAUGAAUUGACAGGAUUGGAAGCCUUAUCAUAAUCAUUUCCUUGAUUUGUAUGGACAACAUGAAGCAUUCAAGGCAGAUUGUUGAGGUGGUUUAAAAUCGAAGUCUCUCUGCUGAGAAAUGGAAAAAUGUAUCUAUGGACAAGGAGAUAUUAAAUUCAUCCUCGAUCAUACAUGUAGUUCUUUUCACAUGUAGCUUGGUUUCUUUUUCUUGUUACCAAUGUAUUAGUGAGACCACAUGAUUUGCUCAAUGGGAAUACAUGCAGUAUGUAUGAUAAUUUAUUUGAUAUUAUUUGGAAUCAAUACAAAACUUAAAGUACACCUUAUCACUGACAUGCAGAUGGGGGGGGGGGGGUGCAUGGUGGCCAUGGAAAGAAAAGGGAAAGGGAAAAGGUUGUGUAUUUUUAUCCUGGAAUACUCUGUCAAAUAAUUAGACUUGUUUUGAAAUGGUCAAAUUUUGCCCCAUACACCAUAUUUUGCCCCCCUCAAAUUUUUUGGCAUAUUACAGCACCUUGCAUUACUGUGAAUAUUAUGUGGAGGCCUGGUGAAGGUAAGCUUCUUUCAAGUCUUUUCAUUUAUUAUCCAGAAAAUACAGAUUGCUUGUGUGCUAUUAUCCGGCAAAAUUUUAAUGGGAGGGGGUGUCAUUUUACAGUUGCAAAAUGAUAUAUAAAAGUUUAUGUAAUUUUCUCUGAACUUUUUCAUUACCUUGUACAAGCUAAUUGAACAUUUAUGAUUGCCGUCAAGUAAUGCUUGAUAUAAAUUCACUGUACAAAUGGUAUAUAUUAAAUAAAAUUACUGUAUACCAUCA
Lytechinus variegatus (green sea urchin) is the source of this 1301-nucleotide messenger RNA. RefSeq names its product 28S ribosomal protein S14, mitochondrial-like. Gene Ontology annotation, biological process: translation. The record is from RefSeq and is a predicted model, not a curated record. Gene Ontology annotation, cellular component: mitochondrial small ribosomal subunit; ribosome. Gene Ontology annotation, molecular function: structural constituent of ribosome. Lineage: Eukaryota; Metazoa; Echinodermata; Echinoidea; Temnopleuroida; Toxopneustidae. The transcript has 3 exons. Bases 44 to 475 code for a protein of 143 amino acids.